Polychytrium aggregatum is the source of this 1437-nucleotide messenger RNA. Its product is annotated as Fungalysin metallopeptidase-domain-containing protein. Gene Ontology annotation, molecular function: zinc ion binding; metalloendopeptidase activity. Bases 1 to 1437 code for a protein of 478 amino acids. The record is from RefSeq and is a predicted model, not a curated record. The transcript has 3 exons. Lineage: Eukaryota; Fungi; Chytridiomycota; Chytridiomycetes; Polychytriales.
AUGGCUCUCGUUUGGAACAUCAACCUUGAGCUGAUCAGCGGCGCGGCCUGGUACGAUGUGUUUGUCGACUGCAACGACGGCACCAUCAUUGCCGUCUCGGACUGGAUCAACCGGUUUUCGCCAGCAACCUACCGUGUCGUGCCCUUCAGCACCACCGACCUCGGUGCCGGGCCUCAGGCGCUUGUUUCGAACCCGGCUGAUGCAAACUCUUCGCCGGCUGGCUGGCACGACGACGGCACCGGCGAGGCACCCAGCACCCACGGCAACAACGUCUACGCACAGGAGAACCGGGACCGCACCGACGAUCCCAGCAUCAACUACCGCCCAACCGUCUCAGACAGCUACACCUUUGACUUUGUCUACGACACCAAGCAGAGCCCCCAGACCAACCAGGAUGCGUCCAUCACCCAGCUGUUCUACAUGGUCAACAUCGCCCAUGACGUUUUCUACGCCUAUGGAUUCACCGAGGCCGCCGGCAACUUCCAGAACACCAACUUUGGCAAGGGCGGGGUCGAGGGCGACCCAGUCGAGGCGUUUGCUCAGGACGGCACGGGCGUCAACAACGCCAACUUUGCAACGCCGCCUGACGGCGACCGCGGUCGCAUGAGAAUGUUCAUCUUCACCAAAACCACUCCCAACCGCGACGGCGCCAUGGACAACGCCAUCAUCGCUCAUGAAUAUGGCCACGGCGUCUCGAACCGGCUCACGGGCGGCAAGGCUCAGUCCAACUGCCUCACCGCCGAGAUUCCCUAUGGCAUGGGCGAGGGCUGGAGCGACUUUUUCGCCAUUCUCUUCACCCUCAAUGCCAGCCAAAACAGGACAGCACCAAUCACCAUGGGUGCCUAUACCAUGGGCUCUGUCGGCGGCGCCCGCAAGUACCCGUAUUCUUCCAGCGUGUCCGUCAAUCCGCUCACCUACGGGGCCCUGGGCACAUUCAAGUCGCCGCGCAAUCCGUACAUCAUUGGACAAGCGUGGGCGCAGAUGCUGCUGGAUAUGAUGUGGAACCUUGUCGACAAGUACGGAUUUGAGCCCGACAUCCGGAACAGCCAGAGCCCCAAGGGCAAUAUCGUUGCGUUCCAUCUCGUCAUGGACGCACUCAAGCUGCAGCCCUGCAAUCCGGACUUUAUCAGUGCCCGAAACGCCAUUCUGCUGGCCGACCAGGUCGGUAACAACGCCGCCAACUCGUGCGAGAUCUGGCGGGCGUUUGCUGGUCGUGGCCUUGGUACGGCUGCCGCUGCCGGUGUCUUCAAGAACUCGACCGAUCUCCCCGAACAGUGCGUCGGUCCAAAAUCCGGCAGCGGCUGCACCUCUGUCGGCUCUGCCGCGUGCAGCACAAGCAAUGAUGUGCUUGUGUGCCGACCCAGUCUCAAGUGGGAGUCGCUGGGCAAAUGUCCAGGAGCAACCACAUGCCAGUUGGGCACAUUUGUAUGUGCAUAA